GGCGACCCGAGGUACAACACUCACGGCAUUGUAGUUCACGGAAAAGUCCAGCAGACGGCGUGUGUGUCAUCUUGAGAACGUACGAAGUGACACACGUAUACGACGCGUACUGAUCUAGAAUCAGAUGCCUUAGCUUGUAAUUGUGGCGAGGGCCUUUGAAGCUGAAUAAACACUGACCUGAGAACGCGGGUGAAGAGCCGCCGGAGGCAGUGCGUUCGUUUUGCUCAAACGGAUAACACAUACGGGGCGGUGUUUGUGUAGUUUAAAAGGUAACUCUUAGUAUCCCGGUAGACGGAACCGCUCGCGCGGGAGAUUGCGAUAGGGAAACCAACGUUGCAAAAAUGUUGAACUACAAUCAAAGCUGAGGAAUUUGAGUGAAAAGAGACGGCAGUCCGCGGCUGCUCACGGACGGACGGACGGACAGGUUGAGGUAAAUUACGGGCUUAUGGUAACAGUGGUGUAGCUAUAACCUACACGGCGGGACACCCUGGAAGAUACGGAGACACAACAGGAGGAUUCCGGACAACGCGGACCUGAUGUAAGGAUCCUCACGGCAAGAUGUGAGAUGAACCGGGAGAAAUCAGCGAUCGAGGCCAACGACAUCAUGUUGGUCCGGGUCUCGCCCGGGCGAGGUCGGGCCAGGGUCACGCACGCCGUGGUGGUGAUCUUCCUGGAGUUCUUCGCCUGGGGUCUGCUGACCACACCCAUGCUGACCGUCCUCCACGAGACGUUUCCUCAGCACACCUUCCUGAUGAACGGCCUGGUUCAGGGAGUGAAGGGCUUCUUGUCUUUCCUGUCGGCUCCUCUGAUUGGCGCUCUGUCCGACAUCUGGGGGAGAAAGUCCUUCCUGCUCAUGACCGUCUUCUUCACUAGCGCGCCCAUUCCCUUUAUGAGGAUCAGUCCUUGGUGGUACUUCGCGCUGAUAUCCGUUUCGGGAAUCUUUGCCGUAACGUUCUCGGUGAUCUUCGCCUACGUGGCCGACAUCACGGAGGAGCACGAGCGCAGCACGGCGUACGGCCUGGUUUCAGCGACCUUCGCCGCCAGUUUGGUGACCAGCCCCGCCAUCGGCGCCUACCUGUCGGCCAAGUACGGGGACAGCCUGGUUGUUCUGGUGGCCACGGUGAUCGCGGUGGCGGACAUCGCCUUCGUGUUCUUCGUCGUUCCCGAGUCGCUGCCGGACAAGAGGAGGCUGACGUCCUGGGGGUUUCCCAUCUCCUGGGAGCAGGCCGAUCCCUUCGCUUCCCUGCGCCGCGUGGGGAAGGACACCACGGUGCUGCUCAUCUGCGUCACCGUGUUCCUGUCGUACCUGCCCGAGGCUGGACAGUACUCCAGCUUCUUCCUUUACCUGAGACAGGUGAUCGAAUUUUCUCCUGCAGCCAUCGCCGCCUACAUCGCCAUGGUUGGAAUCCUCUCCAUAGUCGCACAGACUCUUUUCCUCAGUGUUCUGAUGAGGACCAUCGGUAAUAAGAACACAGUUCUACUGGGCCUAGGCUUCCAGCUGUUCCAGCUCACCUGGUACGGCUUCGGAUCUGAGCCCUGGAUGAUGUGGGCGGCAGGGACGGUAGCAGCAAUGUCCUCCAUCACCUUCCCAGCAGUCUCUGCUCUGGUGUCCCACAGUGCUUCAGCUGACCAACAGGGUGUGGCUCAGGGCAUGAUCACGGGGAUCCGAGGGUUGUGUAACGGUCUGGGUCCGGCGCUCUACGGUUUCAUCUUCUUCCUGUUCAACGUGGAGUUGAGCGACAUCGAACCUGUGGCCGGGGGAACCGCGAAGAGCGCAGAGAAGUCCUUCAUCCCCGGCCCCCCCUUCCUGUUCGGAGCCUGCGCCGUCUUGUGCGCACUCUUCGUCGCCGUCUUCAUCCCCGACAACCACAAAAUGGCCGACGACAAGACGUGCAAGUCCAACAGCACGGCCGACGCCGCUGCCCACGUCCAGAGCUCCAGCCCUCUGGCCACGCCCACGAGCGACAUGGAAGACAUCGAACCACUGCUGCAGGACAGUAGCAUGUGACUGACGGCUGGCCAAUCAUGGCGCAGCAGUGACGCCUGACCUUCUCUCUGCGGGCUCACCACUUUCACGAACGGCUAGUCUAAAUUAGUUUCCCCUCACGGUCAGACAGUUCAGGUCAGGUCACACUGGGUUCAAGGUGCGUAGAUUUUUUUUUUUUUAUUUCUGUACGUCAUGGGAAACGUUUACGAUCCCGCGACACACCGAGAGGCCAAAUCUUUUAGCUUGUCAACGUUUUGUUUGUUUGUUUUUCUGAACACCCUGCGAUGCCGCAGAGGUGAGGACAUUAAACGAACCUCACAGUACGGAGAUGGGGCCGGGGGGUUAACGGGGUAAGACUGGUUUUUUCACCGAGGACAGUGAUGUCAGAGCUGACGUGGGCUCAUGGGAAAUAAAACGUGUGUCACACCUGUGGAGCAGUGGACUCCUGGUGUGGGGUUUGAUUCCGGGUUGUGACGCUGCAGGAAUGUGUGUGACAUCAUCAUCCUCUUAUGUGAAAUUUCGACUAGUCCGUCCUUGCUGGUCGCUGGUCAUCUGUGGUUAAAGUACUAGUUAGUGACAUUACCAAUGAGACAGUUUUAUUCCUCAGUGGAAAAAAAAAUCUGGAACAAUGUGUGUGGCACACCAGUAGGGGGUGCUGUUGUCUGACGCCUGCAGGGUUGUAGGUCAAAUUCCAGACUUUUGAGGUUGUAUGGCACCCCCAGGUGGUCGGGAAAACUUUUAGAGCCUUGGAGUGGUCACUUCAAGGCUCUACAUGGUCCAGACCAGUGUUUCCGAAACUUUUUUCUGGCGACCCAUAUUUUAAAAGUCACAAACCUUCGCGACCCAAGUCAAUAGACAUUAUUCGUAAAUUCCCACCUGAGGGUCGCGACCCAGUCUUUGGGAACCAUGCUCCAGACUGACUGGUUUGAUCCAGCUCACUCCUCCGUCACCGUCUCUUUGUCGUCAUUCAAUUAUUUUAACAAUUAUUUUUAAUAGCGCGUCGUGGUCAGGCCGAGCUCAACGUCGUUACGUAAUUAUUGUUAGGUUUCGCACAUUCCAGUAAAGACGAAAAAAAAAAUUGUUUCAUGAAGCGCUCACUCGUAUUUCGAUACCCGAUCACUGACGUUUCUUCUAGAAGAUUCUGCUGCUGUGCAUGAUGGUCCAUUUCCCUGCGGUGAUGUGUCGACAACCUCACAACUCUGUCAGGUCAAAAGGUCAGAACUAGGGAAGCUAGGCUACUACAUCACCCCCCCCCCAAAAAAAGAAUUGUGUGUACGAAGCCACUAAACUCAGGAUAAAGAAAA
Messenger RNA from Cynoglossus semilaevis (tongue sole), 3291 nucleotides. RefSeq names its product major facilitator superfamily domain containing 14Bb (gene slc71a2b). The transcript has 12 exons. Gene Ontology annotation, cellular component: membrane. The coding region runs from base 566 to 2008 and encodes 480 amino acids. The record is from RefSeq and is a predicted model, not a curated record. Lineage: Eukaryota; Metazoa; Chordata; Actinopteri; Pleuronectiformes; Cynoglossidae. Gene Ontology annotation, biological process: transmembrane transport. Gene Ontology annotation, molecular function: transmembrane transporter activity.